UUUUCCUCUUUUCAUCCAAUAAUUUCCUUUCAUCUUUCUUGGAAGUCCCAAAAUCAACCUUCGGUAAUUCCAUUUGGCAGCCAAAACCCUAAUCUGGAUCAAGCCCCAGGGUUUACCCUAACCGGACCCAGACCCAAACCACUCUGCUCAGAAAGUGUAAAUUUUUUUUAGCAUAGUUAAGGCGGCAAUGGAUGUGGGUAGUUUCAGCCCAGAUGAAAAGAGCAUCUGGGUAUGCUCUGUAAUGGAAGCUUUGGUGGCUGAGACUUUGGUUCUCGCGGGAAAGUCUCUUUCUUGCCUUCUCAUGCUGACAGGAUCAGUUGUGAAUGAUAUGAAUGCAUCACUUAAUUUGACUGCAGUGGACGAGAGGUUUCCAUUUGAUGAACUUCUAAAAAUGAAGCAUCCUGGUCCAGAAAACAAAGAUGCCAGUGAUACAGAGGAUGAUGACGAAGAUGAAGAGGAUGACAAAGCAGAUGAUCAAGAUGAUGAUGAUGGAGAUGAGGAUUUCUCAGCUGAAGAAGGUGAGGAAGGGGAUCCCGAGGAUGAUCCUGAGGCCAAUGGGGAGGGAGGCAGUGAUGAAGAGGAUGAUGAUGACGAUGAAGAAGAGGAGGACGAAGAAGACAAGAAUGGGGAGGAUGAAGAAGAGGAGGACGAAGACGAUGAGGAUGAUGAGGUUCCUCAGCCACCUUCUAAGAAGAGGAAGUAAAACUAAUAAUAGUCCAUUAGAUUUUGUAUUGUUUCUCCUUUUUUUCCUCUGGAUGAGAAACUUUUAGCAGGGAAGGAGAAUUCAGCUUGUUUGUUUGCAUAGAGUAGAAAAUUCCAUCCUUUGUUCUGAAAGAACCUUAUUUCUGGCAUUUGUAACGUUACAGGUGGUUAUGAUACGUAUUAUUGCAUCGUGGAUUAGCUUUCAUUCCCAUUUGUACUGUAGAACUUGACAUUGUUACCUGCAUCCAAGACUAGGAUUGCUUAAUGAUGUCUUGGGGCUUUUGUACUAGCCUGUGUGGCCUGAUGAAACAACAUACCGGUAAGUGGAAACUGAAGUUUAUUCACCAAGUCAAAUCAGCAAUUAA
Messenger RNA from Durio zibethinus, 1067 nucleotides. RefSeq lists its product as uncharacterized. The record is from RefSeq and is a predicted model, not a curated record. Lineage: Eukaryota; Viridiplantae; Streptophyta; Magnoliopsida; Malvales; Malvaceae.